CGUCAAUCGAGCGUUAAAGUAAAUAUUAAAAUUUAAAUUCCUUGGAAUCGAGAUUUGGCAAUCGAAAAAUGAAUGUUUGAUUGUUUACUAAUAAUAAUGUAGUACCUAAUUGCUGAGUGCGUAUAAAAAUUAUAGUAAAUAGGUACCUCUAGAUAUAGUAUGUAUUUUAUACAUAAUAGGUAACUUUUAAAAUUAAAUAUAAAUAGGUACAAUUAAUAGUAAGGAUAUAGGAUAGGAUUCCUAUUAUUUUCGCUAAUGCUGAUUUAUUUUUAUUUGAUAAUUUACAUGAAUGAAUCGAUUAUUAAAUAGGUGAUUGUACUAUUUUAUAAGAUGUGAUAAAUAACUUACUAUCUGUGAGGACAAUACUUAUAAAUAUGAUGGACAUCAGUGAUGAAGAAGAAACAGGCAAAAAAUGCUACAAAUAUCCACACAAACUAACAGGCAAUUUAAAUUUGGUUUACAAUUCUGCAAAUUCUAUGCUUUGUUUGUGGAAUAGAUACCAAAUAUUCAUUCAUGAAGGUUUCAACUUGAAGGAAGCAACAAAAACAAUAUUUCCUGAGUUCCAAAUUAAACAAACCUUAAUUUCAAGUAACUAUUUGGUAUGCCUAGACUGGGAUAGGAACAUCCAGAUCAUUUCAAUGAAAUUUAAACAUUCCGCACAAAAGAGAUUAAAAAGUAGUAUGAGAAACAUAGAGCAAAAUAUUUUAAAAAUUGAACAAUUUGGAGAAGAUAUAAUAGCGGUAAAAUAUGAAAACAAUGAAUAUUUUCUAUGUUUGCUGAAACCAAAUUUAGAUCUUCAAUUACCAAAAAUAUUCAAAAUAACCCAUACCACCGAUAUACCUCGAAAUAUUGCUACAAAGAUCUUAUUUUUAGUUCAUGCUUUACAUAAUCUUCAGUUUAAUACAGUCAAAGAAGUGUUUGGAAGAAAAGAUUCUAAUGGAAAGAAUUAUUAUGUUAUUAUAAUUACAUUUGAUAGGAGAACAAUUUUCGGAUGUGUGUUUAAUCCAGAUCAUAAUGAGGAGUUAAAAUUAUUGAAACUAUACCAAUGCCCGAUUGAGAUUAAUGACAUUAAAAUACUAAAUCGUAACAACCCAGAAAUAAUUAUUGGACUAUCAACAGGGACAAUAAUUCAAUUAACUCUAGAUGUGAACCGGACAUGCAAAAUAUUUCAUUUAAAUACAUGUAUUGAGAAGUUUGUCGAAAUAAAUGAUUGUUUAAUUUACACCGAUAACAAGACUCUGUGGAGAGCUGAAAACAUUUUUACAGAUGAAGUUGUAUUCAAAGAGUUUUUUGUUAAGCAAGUCAGUGACUUUAUUAAAUGUGGAGACCAAAUCAUUUGUACCACAUUUUCAAAUUAUAUUUACACUUUCUUAGUUGAUGAUGAUGCAUCAUAUCUAAAAAAUAACACUGAAGACGUUUGUUCAGCUGACAAUUUUCUUGAUAAUGACGGUUAUGUACAAAGUAUAAUGGAUGAAAUAGAAAAAAUGGAGACUUUGGCAAGAAAAGUUACUGAUGAAAAAAAUUAUAUAACAACUUUAGCAAUAGCAAAUAGAAAUGAUGUAAUGGAUAAUGUUUUAAAGUAUAAAGUAACAGUUUAUGAUCACUUUGAAGAUAUUGUUGCAGAUGAUAAAACUAUGUUUGCCGAUGAUUGCAAAGACAUAUUUGAUAAUAGCAUGUUUUAUUUGUUGGUAAAUAUCACAAGUACAACUUUACAACAAAACUUCUCUGAAAUACUAUCAAAUUAUGUUGGUGACUUUAGAAUUCAUAUCACAUUAUUUAGCGAUGAUAGUGUACUGAAAACCACAAGUGUCAAAGUACCAGAUCAGCUUAAAAAGCUAGAUUUAAUUGUAACAUUGAAAACUAGGAGCAUAGAUGAAAGAAUAUUUCUAAACUUACAAUUAGUUACACAAAUACCUGGCGUUUUAGAUGAAAAACAAAAAAUUUGGGCAUGCUUGCACAGAAAAAAUAUUGAAAUAAAAUCAGAAAAUUUUGUCAGAAUAAAAAGUGCAAGAAGAUGUCUUUAUUUAAAAAAUAAAAGACCUCCAUUUGAAGAUUUAAUCUUUAAGACUGUAAAUGGCCAGUACGGAACUAUAUUUGAAUUUUCAAGUAAACCAAAAGGAUUACAGGAUGAUUGUACAUAUUUCAUUAAAUUGCCUGUCAACUAUGUUGAUGUAUUCAAAAGUAUAGUGACUUUUAAAGAACACUUUCACACAAAGAAAGCAGCACAUUUUUUAGAACAAACAUGUAAUGAUAAAUUUUUAAAGGCAAGAAGUGCUGUAUCAUUUGAUGUGGCCAAUGUAAAACUUCAAACUGAAAUAUUAAAUGAUGGAUUUUUUCCACCUGUGCUCAAAGUAUCUUCUAGGAAUAUUAAAAUUGCUCUUGACUUUAGGAAUUUCUUUUCGAACUUAUUUCACAAACAUCUUGUUGGAUCUGCACGAGAAAUGGUUGUUAAAUAUUCUCUAUAUGCGGCAACUGAAAAUAUACAAAAAACGAUUAAGGAAUGUUUAGAGAAAGGAAAGGAUUUCAAAGACUUCAUGAAAGUUCAUGAAACAUUUCAACGACAUAUUAUAGGAGAUCUGCCUAUUUAAAAUAAAUGAUGUAAUUCUUU
Molecule: messenger RNA, 2608 nt
Organism: Leptidea sinapis
Lineage: Eukaryota; Metazoa; Arthropoda; Insecta; Lepidoptera; Pieridae
Exons: 2
Coding region: 375-2588 (737 amino acids)
Molecular function (GO): protein binding
Source: RefSeq, a predicted model, not a curated record